AUGUUACAUGCGCUCCCUCCCAUCGUUUGCCUUGCGCCGGAUCUCCCCCCCGUCACACCCACCUCCUCCAAUUCAGCGGGUACACUCCCUCCCAGCUUCACGAAGCCUUUCCGCAGCCAUCAUCACCACCACCGCCACCAACCCCACCACACACCGCCACUGCUCAACACUUCCCGCCCACGAGCAACUCUUGCCUCCGCAGCCGUUUCGGAAGCCGCCGCGGCUCCGCAGACACUGCAAGCGGCCAACUCGCUCGCAACGCUGGGCGGUGGCGUCGGCUCUCUGCUGUCCCCGCAGAACAAUGUUCUACAUGCCAACAUAUUUUCCUCGGUGAGGAGAAGCAACAACCUGCCACGGAAACGACCCCGAACCUCUUCACACCCAUACGGUCGACCCAACAACGAUUUCAUCAACGAGAUCCCUGACUUGCGGCUGGGGUCGCCGGCUCCAGCGGGUGUGUCUCCCAUUCGUGCCCGCAAAUGGGAUGGGAAUACGAGCAGAGACGGCGGUAGCCUCUGGGGACAAAGCGGCGUUCCGCCAACUGGGGUGAUAGAUCCAAGGACGAGCGCGGAGCCUCUCGAGACAGAGUGGGCGUGUCCGACUUCCUCGGUGGCGACAUCCACCUCUAGUCUUCACGACGGCUUCUCGGAUGUCUUCGCCACCCCUGUGCCAGGCGGGUCUCGCCGUGCCGCUCUUCAGCCGCACCCGAGUCGGUUCAAAGUCGUACCUGGCCGACUGAGUCGCUCAGCAGAGGGUCUCACGCGUCCUCGAUCGGGAGUUCGCAAUUACCCUAUGGAGAACCUGGGCAACUGGCCCCUGAACACCACCGAGCGGUGGAUGAAGGCGAUCGUUACCCAGGACACCUCGCAAGAGCGUUUAGACAAGCUGCGGGAAAUUCGGUUGAAGCGCAUAGCAGAGCGCGAACGAAAGGGGGCUGCGUGGACGCCAGUGGCCGAUUCCUCGAGCGAUAGCGGUGAUUCGUACGUGAGCGAGGAGGAGCCGGAGGUGCGCGGGGGGGACGAGGAAGGCCGCGAGGAAACCGAGCAAGAGAAAGAGAUACGGAGGAAGCUUAAGAAGGCUAUCAGAAAGAAGGCACGAAGAGCGAAGAAACGAGAAGCGGAAAUGAAAAGUCGCUCUAACCGGGGGAGGUGGCAGACGGCGGGCAGGCAUGGCGGCCUCGUCGCCCGCGCGAAGGCCUCCGUGCCCUCCCUCGCCACCCGCGGGGACUUGGUUCAGCUCAAGGGUCACGCCGACCGCGUGCUGAUCGGCAAGAUCGCUCGCUGCUGGGCAACGGUGGCAGAAUUUUUCGGGGUGAAACCCACCCAUGGCGGAAACGAGGUCCACGCAGCACUCUUCCGGAGCCAAGACCUGGAAGCCCUCGUCGCAGCGUUCAAGCGAGAGGGAGAACUGCGGGAGAAAGACGAACACCGCAUCGCGCUCAAAAGACAACAGUUUGAGGAGUCCAUGGCCAAGCGCAGGAGCGGACCGAUCGCAGAAGUGGUAAAGGCCUACGCUGCCGGGCUGGGCUAUCGGCCGUCCACUAAGAAAAAACACAAACGCAUCGUCGACGGGGCAGGAAGUAAUGGCAGCGGCGGCGGCGGCAGCGGCGAUGGUACUGAUGACGGAGACACAGCAAGCGUUGAAACAGUCGCAACUUCCCUGUCGGCAGCGUCGUCACUGUCGUCUGGAGAGCACCCAGCAACGGACUGGUGGACGGACGGAGGGGCCAGCAACCGCUGGGCGAUGGGCCCCGCCGUGCGGAAGACGUUGUUCCUCUCGCUGCAAGCGGGGGCGGUGGCGCACUUGCCGCUCAAGCAGAGGCGCGCUGCUGAAUUGCCGUGGGUGGAGGGGGCCACGCACAUACUACUCCGUCGGCCGAAGGACGCCCUCGUCGCCUGCGCAAAGUACGGCCGGGACUUCCAAAACCUCACGGCGGCGCAGGUCGUCCUCGCCCUCCGAGCCUACGCCGCGCAGCGCAUCCACGCCCAGUGGCGCGGCUGGGGUCCCCGCCGCCGCUUCGCGCCCAAGAUCCUGGCCCUUAGGAGGCUCGUCGAGCGGGAGCGGGCCAUCCGGGUUGCCCGACGGCGGGAGGCGUUCGGCGGGUGGAAAGCGGCGCACCGGUCGAAGAUGGAACUAAUGCGGGGCACAAGGAGAGCGUUUCGCCGGUGGAGGAUCGAGUCCGAGCGGAUGGCGAAGACAUCGGCGCUGUUCCGUGGAACGUUCUGGCCGCUCUACGUCUGGAGGCGGUGGGCCAACUACCGCAUCAGCUCCAGGGACAAGGCUAAGUUCCUCCGGAAAGUCUACCUGACCGUCAUCCUCGUUCGGCACUUUCGAGCGUGGAACGCGGUCACCGAGACGGGGCAAAGGCUCGUCGGCCGGGCCGACCGGGCCUCCGACACCCGCUUGAAGACCAAGGCGGACCGGUUGUUCAGGCAGAGACCCGGCGGCCACCACUCGAGGCACACCACCCACGGGGGCAGCGGCAGCCCGAGCGGACCCUCGGCAAGGAGGGACGACGCCUUUGACAACCGCAACCACGGUGCCGCCGCCGCCGACGACGACGACGCGAGCCGCACCUCACUUGGCGGUAUGCCGGAGGAAAGCGCUACAGAACCCUCUGAUUCUCCAAGAAACGAGAGCAGGGUCGGAGUGGAAGGAGACCGGACCGCCAAGCCACAGAACAGCCGUGGCGGCGGCGGAGGCAUGAGAGGCCGCAGGAGUCACCACAACGGGGGCGGGGGGGACCGUGGAGGGUCCGCCUCUGCCGCCGCUGCCGCCGCCGCCAGCCCACCCAUCGCCGUGCUGGGGAGGCCUAACUACGUCGUUUUUCCGGGCCUGAGGGACACCGAUUUCGGCGGGGAUGUCCCGGAUGGCGGAGCGACCUUCGCGUGUGAGGUCUUGCGGGACCACUUCGAGAAGAAGGAAGUGCUGAAGGCCAGGGUGAACUUCUUGCUCUACCGGCGCCUUGGGCCACAGGUACUGGCGCGCCUGAGAAUCAAGGCAAACGAGAGGCAGCGCUCUCGCUAUGCCGCGUAUGUAGACGCGCGUCGCGUGCAGAAGAAGUACCUGAAGGCCUGGCACUUUGUGGUCAUACAGACCGCUGCCGUGAGGAGGGGGAUCACUGGGGAGGCUAUGGUUAUGACGCUGGACCAGGUCCGUGCCUCCAUGCGAAAAGGCAGCCUGGAAGAAGACGACGUGACGGGGAUGGAAAGCCAUCCGCUCGCAGCUGGAGCAACAGCAAACUUUGCCGGUGGCGUAGGCGCGACAUUGGGUGAAAGUACCGAACUCGGUAGUGGUGAUCUGCUGUGCGGCGUGAAUCAGCUCGACGAGGACAGAAAAAUUCGCCGGCGGCAAGUGGAGCGGACAUCCAUCCGCUCGAGCCGGCUGGUUGACAGAACGGUGUCGCUGAAGGAGCAGUCCGUACAGGACGCGGAAAACACCGCCGCGUGGGUCAGCGCGCGCAAGGUCCGCGAGCGCGCCUUGGCAAAGUUCUUGAUACGGGAGGGCGCCAGGGCGAGGUCGGCAGACGAAAAGGCCCAAGUGUUCGUCGCGGGAUUCCAGCAAUACGCCGCUGAGAACCUAGUCAACGUGGUGGCACGCAUCUUUUACACGGUUGUAGAUGGCAGGAAGUCAGUCACACUCCGCAAGACCUUGCGGCAAUGGCGCAGCUGGUACAACAUUCGAAUGUCUGUGCAGCUCUACAACCGGCAGCGACUUCGCAACUGGCUGCGGAUUUGCGGGCGGCUACGGUACCUGUGGAGGGGGAUGCCGCUCUUCCGCUUGCUGCGAGUCAAGUGGUCCGUGUUCCACCGCCUGCUCGAGCUGACGAACCACCGCAUGCUCUACGGCACGCCCGAUCUACCGGCGACCCUUCGUCGACGUCGCGAGCUCCUUCUCGACUACUCACGCCUCUUGCAGGAGCGAGGUUUUGUCCCCGGCCGCUACGCUCCAGAGGUACUCCUCCCGGCGACGCUCGAUCCGUCGGCACUGUUUCAAAGGUGGAAGCAGUACACGCAAGCGAGAGCAACCGCGCGCUUUCUGCGAUGCUCUCUGCGCCGUCGCCACCUCCACCGCGUCGCCCGCGUGACGUUUGACGGGUGGCGGACGGGGCUGGGCCCGAGACAGGUGCGGAGGGCGGCAGAAAUGAGGGCCGCACCUACGGAGGCAGCGGCGGGGGCCACCGCCGCCCAGUCAGAUGCUGCAGCGAUAGGAGUGCCGGGUCGCUCCUCCAAGCGGACGCUGACAGAGGAUGUUGGAGAAAUUAUCGAGGAGGAAGAGGAGGAAGAGGAGGAAGAGGAGGAAGAGGAUGGCGGUAUUGCUACCUGGGGGGCGCAGACUGGGGAUUCGAGGAGGUCGCGACGUGGUAAGGAUGGUAAUCUGAGACAGCGGAAGGUGUCGUGGGUCGAAGCCCGCGUGGAAGCCGAUCUGAGGGUCGCCAGGAGGACCGUGAUAGCCGGUUGGAGGAGUGCGCUGACACGAACCAUUGGGUUGAGGCAGGCGAAGCACGAGCAUCAGCUGAAGGAGGGAGCUCGGCGGAUCCCUACAUUUAAGAAGUUCCUGGCUUUCCACACGUGGCAAGCUACCGAGCGCGUGCGAACCGAGGCCCGGCUCCUCGUCGACGCCUUCCUCCACCGCGGGCACCUCAAGUUCCAAGACCAAGAGCCGCCCGACAUGGUGGGCCGCACCAACGAGAAGGGCAGCGGCUCCGGCCUAACCUUCUUCCGCGACAAGCCCGUGCCGGGCUCCAACCUCGUCUGCGAAGUGCGCGUCAUGACGCGGGUCGGGGAGGGCGUCGUCGGCAUCCAGCUCGUGAUGACGGGGGGGAAGCGGACGACCGAGCUCCCCGUGCACGGCGCAGCGGUCGGCGAGAACCGUUCCACCCGCGCGCACUGCUUCGCCGUCGACGCCCCCGUGGAGCGGCUGUCCCGCUUCGAGUGCGAGCACAACGACGGCCUGAUCGAGCGCAUGCGCGUGGUCACCUCCGGCGGGCGCUGGAGCCCCUGGUUCGGGGAGAGGCUCACGGCGAUCCCGGACACGGCUGUGCUGCCGGACUGGCACGUCCACUCGCUAGCGGCGACGACGGCGGCCGCGGCUACGGCGGCCACCAAAGCUGCUACCGCGGCGUCGUUCGCGAGCCUCGAUGAGGUGUCCUCCACGGAGAAGGCGGCGACGGCCCUCGCUGCGGCGGAGGCCCAGACGACGGCAGCGAACGCGCCCGAGUGGGACGUCCAAAAGGAGUACAUCACGGGACUGGUGGGUGUCAGGACGCAGGAGAGGCUGGUGGGACUCGGGGUGAUCACCCGCCACGUCACGAACUCUCACGUGUUCAGCUACCUGUGGGAGGCGCCAGACGAAGACGAGGGGGCGAUGCACGACACGAACUCGGAAAGCAGCCUCGACGGGCGCCUUUCAACCAGCGACAAGAACGGGAGUAACAAGUCUCUCGCAUCCAAUUCACUCACCAGCAUCGACGGUAGUGCCACAGGGGAGCGGAGAUCGUCGAGUAUGAACCCCUCUCAGGCAAGACCCCCCCCGCCGACAGUAUUGGGAGGAGAAGCUCCAGCAAGCGGGAUCUCGAAUGGCACCGAGGCCGGCGACGGCGGGGACGCAACCGGGAACAGGUCUCACAUCUCCCCCGCGUCGAGUGGUGGGCCAACCCUCUCAAGAGUAGAGGCCAAGCAGAUAAAGUUCGCGCAAGAAAUGCGAGAUCGAGAGAAGCUGAGAGAAGAGAGCGCGCGCCUUGCCAAAGAGAGAGAGGAAGAAAUGGAACGCCUCAUGAGAGGCGGGAAACCCAACGAGGACGAAGAGGAAGAGGAGGGAGGCGAAGACCCGUCCUCCCUUUCCUCGCCGGGCAUGAGUGCGACGGGGAAAAAAAGGAGAAAGCGCGGCCGUGCUCCGCCUGCGGCCCACGAAGAGUUCUCCUGCAUACUACGAAUGCGACGGACAGACGCGCGGUUUGCACUUGAGCGUUCGGUUGCACUGGCCAGAAGGGCCCGGACAUUCACCAGUAACUCUGCGAAUAUGUUCGACGACGCGAGCGGCGCGCUUAGCACCCUGACGGUCACCGUAGGGCUGACGAAUUGGCUGCACUCGGCACUCCUUCCACAGCUAGUGCCGCUGCCGGUCCUGGCGACGACCACCACGGACAUGUUCGAUAGGGGAGAGAAGAUGCUCAUGACGGCGAGGGCAACCAAGGCCCGCGGUAACCGAAUGAAGAACGCGGCCGAGAGCAUGAAAAUCGCUAAACAGAAGAGAGGCCGCAGGGGGGUCAUGUCUCCGAGACAGCGAGCGCAAGAGAUCCGAGACCGCGAGCACAUAGUUGAAUGGGAAGCGAAAAGCGCGGCGCUCCUGGCGAAAGCGCAUCGGCAGAGAGUGGAAGCAGAUCGACUCCUCGACGAUGCGAGAGAUCGGCUGCCGAAGGUGUCGCAGAGCGUCAAGACUUUGCAAAUGUACCUCGAAUACCUCAAGCUCGCCAGAAGGCAAAUGGAACUGGAGCGAGAAUUUGGCUUGGGUGCUCUGCGAACUAAGAAACCGGCGGAGAGCGCGGUUGGAGGGCAGCUCAGCGAAUCAACGAGCUGCGGGAUUGAAGAAUCGCUAUUCGACGCUACCAUCAAGUCUCUCCAACAUGAGCGCCACGACGAUGAUGCCGAGGGAGGAGCAACGACAAGAGCAGGGGGCGGCGUGGGAGGAAUGGCCGGGGCUGGUCCGAGCACUCAACCGUCGGCCCUCACGGAGGAAGGGGCCAGUGUGGGACCCGAGCUAUCCGGGCUAGGAACCAUUGUGUCGAGUGUAAACCCGUGGUCCUAA
Ectocarpus siliculosus is the source of this 6807-nucleotide messenger RNA. Lineage: Eukaryota; Phaeophyceae; Ectocarpales; Ectocarpaceae. The record is from the annotation of a GenBank genome assembly.